AUGGCGACGGCUUCCUUACCGACGCUACCACCAUUUCUUCCCACGCCAGGUGCCCCUGCGCAGCCUUGGCUAAGUUGGAAAACGUCGUUUUUCAAUUAUCUUGUGGCCAUAGAGGCAGAUGAAAGCUCUCCUAAGCGCAAGCGCACACUACUGUGGGCGUUGCUUGGCUUGGAAGGCCAACGAAUAGUUUCGACAUUUCCUUCAACAGUCCCCGCCAGCAGCGCGGCCGUUUCUGAAUUUGAUGAGCUCGUAGCGGCACUUGAUGAGCAUUUUGCUGCCAAAGCUAACGUUGUCGUCGAACGCAAGCAAUUUCUCAACCGCGUCCAAUCACCGGGAGAGAGCGUCCUCGACUACCUUAGCGCACUCAGGCAACUUGGUUAUUUUUGUGAUUUCGGAGAGUCCUUUGAAAACCGCAUCGCGGAAGUCUUUUUGGCCGGUUUAAAUUCAUCGGAGGUACAAGAUCGGGUAAUCCGAGAGUCUGCGGAAGCUGGACUACCCAGCCUCGAACGUAUUGUGCUUCUAGCACAGCAGUUCGAACAGGCGUCUCGAGAUUGCGAUCGGUACCGCCAAUUUCCCUCCAGUUUAUCGCGUUCUGGAACGCCGCACGCCGUUCAGGUCGUACAAGGGGUUUUUAUUCAGCGUGAACAAGAUGGCCGACGAUCGAAUUCGAAUUUGAACAUCCAAGAUCAAAAUGGAGAGCGGCGGCAUGCCAUUUCCUGCUCCCCCGCAAAUGUUUCCUUCUCGCCGCAACACCAGUCGCGCGAGUCGCGCGCACACACCCGCACUUUCGUGAGCCGAGUACCGCGUGAUGCUCCGCCGGGCGCGCGCGCUCUUAGGCACGGGGCAGAGUUAUGUCAUUUCUGCGGUCGCCGACCCCAUUCACGUGAGGAAUGUCCUGCUUCAGGAUUGUCUUGUUUUUCUUGUGGCAAACUAGGUCAUUUUUCAAAUGUUUGCCGGAGUUCUCCUCUAUCGUCCGCUGCCAGCGAUCGUCGUCAGCUGGCCUUUCCGCCGAGACGUGGUCGGGCCGCCGGUCGCCGGUACCAGCGGCUUGGAGUUGGCCGUAACCAGACAACCAGCCAUGAAAGCGUGGCAUUUUCUGACGAAGAGGAGCAGCAGCCGAAAAUUUGCACCGUCGGGUCACCGGAGGUCCUUCCAAAAGGACGCGCCGACAGUCGCCCACGGAAUUUCACCGCUGAUGUUCAUGUGAAUGGAUCUACAUUACCAUUACUCAUUGAUACUGGCUCCGAAGUUUCAAUACUUUCCGAGAGCAUGUUUAACAAGAUUAACUCCCAGCAGCAAAUCCGGCUAAGGAAACCACCGCGCACUCUUGUGCACUACCUCCGAGGGUCCAUUCCAGUCGUGGGAUGUUUCCAGACCAAAGUCGGCUUUAAAGAGCGAUCCGCCGAGAUACUUUUCUACGUUGUUCGCAAUGGCCGAUCCCUGCUUGGGACAGAUGCCGUGCAUAAACUUCGUCUCAUUUUGUCGGGUGCUCCACUCAAAUGUUUCCAUAUCAAUUCUGCGGACUCUUGCGCAGCCAUCCCAGGCCAUCCGUGGCCCUAUCUAACCAGAGUGUGGCAAAGCGUUUACAAGGACUAUGCAGUCAAAAACAGAGUUAACUUCCUCGUGCUGGUCGACGCUUACUCCGAGUGGAUCGAAGCUUCUUGCAUGAGUAAAAGGACAAGUGCACAGACAGCCGAGAAAUUAGACAUACUCUUCGCAGCCUACGGCUACCCGGAGGAACUUGUAACCGACAAAGGCCGACAGUUUACCUCGGACGAGUUUCAAGAGUUCCUGCAACACCGUGGUAUCAGGCAUACCAGGACACCUCCCUACCACGCUGCAUCAAACGGAGCCGCUGAAAUACAGGUGCGAACCACUAAAACUUCGCAGCUCAAGUGCACGCCAAACUACACGACAGCACAGACUCCAGCCGAGCUCUUGCUAGAGCGAGUGCCUAGCAUAAAGUUGUCUCUGCUCAAGCCAUGCAUUGCAGGUGACAUAGCGGAUCGUCGGCAAAGGAGCGACGACCAACUCAGCCAGCAAAGAGGUACAGCGGACUGUUUCUGGGUCCACGAGAAGCUCUACGUCAAAACAACGCGAGGAGAAGCCGAAUCAUGGCAGGAGGAAAUCGUCGAACAAGUCCUCAGCCCCGCUACGUAUCUCGUCAGAGUAGACGACAACGUGCAAUUCGUCCAUGCUGACGACCUGCGGAAACGAUCGUGCAUUGCACCGAGACCACCUUCUACACCAAGUCAACACGUCACAGCGGUCCCGGACUGUCGAUGA
Messenger RNA from Ixodes scapularis (black-legged tick), 2286 nucleotides. RefSeq lists its product as uncharacterized. NCBI's taxonomy places the organism in Eukaryota, Metazoa, Arthropoda, Arachnida, Ixodida, Ixodidae. Gene Ontology annotation, biological process: proteolysis; DNA integration. The record is from RefSeq and is a predicted model, not a curated record. The transcript has 3 exons. Gene Ontology annotation, molecular function: aspartic-type endopeptidase activity; zinc ion binding; nucleic acid binding. Bases 1 to 2286 code for a protein of 761 amino acids.